GACAGCUCAGCAUCAGCAAGAUCAAUGACCGAAGGAGAGAGAAGUCAGUGACGGUCCCCGCACUGGGGCCAGUGAGAGCAGACAAUGACAGACUCCCAGCGAAGGCACACAGCUGGGAGAAGGGGAUUGCGCGGGGACCUCAUUGCCUGAGAGUCGCAGGAUGGAGCCAAUCAUCCAGAUGAUAAUGCUUCACAUAAUGGGCACUUGAAGAAGGAAAUUGUCUCAUCAUUAUCCUGCAGGGGCCGGCUAAACUGGGGCAUCCUGAAAAAUCUGGGGCUCUGGCCUGCAGGGGAAAUGAGAAGUAGAAGAAUGUAGAUCAGUGUAUUUUCUUUGACGCCACUGUCUCCAGCCCUGGAAAAGCUCUAAACAGUAAGUGACAGGAAGGACCACAAGAAGCCACAGCUGACUCCCCCGUAGAAGAACUGGAAGCCGAGGCCUGGUGCACAGUGACUCCCUGCAGGUGUGGAGAGGAGAGGGGACAGCCAUAUCCUGCACCCCACGCUUCCAGGACUAGCCCCCCACUGCUGUCCAGCACUCUGGUGCUGCCUUCUCAGGCUCAAGGUUAAAGGAAAGAAGCUAGAAGGUGUUCAAACACCAGCAUCUCAAAAAGAGAGAGAAAAAGAAAAGGCCAGGUGGAUUUUACUUCCGGGCUGAGAUGGACGGAGGAGACUCGGCUGAGCCUGGAGGACAGGUCACCAACCAGAGAGCGGGAUGGAAAAUGCUCGUCCUUUUCACCCUGUGCCUGUCACAAGCUGCAAAUGCAUUGAAGGACCCGAAGCUGGUGUCUGGGGAGCUGGGGGGAACUGUCACCAUCCCGUGCCAUUAUGCCCCCUUGUCCAUCAACAAAUACGAGCGGAAGUACUGGUGUCGCCUCAGCCCCCUGACGUGGUUCUGCCACACCAUUGUGUCCACCACCCACUACACUCACCUUGCCUACCGUGGCCGCGUGGCUCUUGCAGACUUUCCGCAGAAAGGCUUAUUUGUGGUGAGGCUGUCCCAACUGUCCCUGGAUGAUGCGGGCCACUAUCGCUGUGGCAUUGGGAGGAGAAAUGACAUGUUCUUCUUUAGCAUAAAUUUGACUGUCUCUGCAGGUCUUUCCAGGACCAUCCGCACACCCACUCCAGCUGCUGGUGAGCUCGGCAUGGCCUUCUUGAGAAAAGCGUCACCAGCGGCCAACAGAUGGACCCCAGGAACCUCCUGGCUGGUAGAAAGACAAAGGACACGAUUCCACAGAGUGGCUCUGACUCCAGAAACCAGGAAAACAGCAGCUUCCGCUGAGGCCACACAGACCCCAGGAGCAACUGGGGCAGUUGCUUUAGGGACAGGUAGUUGGGUAGAGGGUUCUGUCUCAACAACAGUCCCCGCUCCAGAGAGUUCAGCUUCAACAGUCGGAGGCAUGUCCAACACGACAGAAGGUGUUUGGGUGUGGGACACCACAGGCUCGGUAGGGAAUACAGGUAGACCCGGUGAGGAAGGGAGGGAGGUAACAACUUCUGAGACCGGUAGGCCACAAGAAGAAACAGACAGGGUCAGAACAGCUGUGGAUGUAGCUGAGAAGGUCAUAGGGGCCAUGAGGCCAACAACUCUGGUCUCAGAAAAAUGGAUGCAAGAAAUCUUGCAAGAAACAACUGCCAUUCCUAAGCCCCAAGUCCUGGGGUCCAUUGAAAGAACUACAGCUGCAGGCAUGUGGACCCCGGGACCCUCCGGCAUAGAGGUAGCAUCUCAAGAGGGAGCUACUGAAGGGGACCUGGUCACUCCUGCUGAACACAGCCAUCCCCAAGCAACACCAAGCCAGGCCCUGGCAGCUGGGCCCUGGAGGCCCCUGGGCAAGGGGUCUUCCGUGAAGAGGGAUUCUCCAGGAGAGAAAAAUAUCUCUCGGAUCCUGACUCCUGUCUCUACUGUGCUCUUCCCCCUUACGCUUGUGGCUCUUGUCCUGUUGCAAAGGAGGCUCCGGAGAAACAGGACGUCUCUGGAGACAGAAAUGACAGCAGGGGUCACCUUGAUUCAGAUGACCCGUUUCCUGGAACUGAGCCUCCAGCCAGACCAGCUGCCCCACGUGGAAAGGAAGAUGUUCCGGGAUGGCUAUCCUACUCGGGCCAGCCUGACUGUCCCAGAGAGGCACCCUGACCCCCAAGGAAUGGAACAAUAAGCUGUUCAGUCACCAUGGAAAGAGAGCCAGGGCCCAACACCAUGACUUCAGCCUUUUCUCACCCUUCCUUUAUACAGAGGGAAGCCAGUGGAGCUGGGGCUUCCUCUGGGGAAGCAGAGGCUGGCCAUCCUUGGGCCUAGGAAAGUCCAGCAUUUUCCACAGCCAAAGGUGAUAUAUGACUCAAAGAAAGCUUCAAGAAAGGAUUUAUUAAACACUGGUGGAGGUCGUCACCUAGGAAAUCGUGGAACUUCCAUUUCUGGGAGUUUGAAAAUAGAAGAGCCUUCCAAUUAUUACAACU
Suricata suricatta (meerkat) is the source of this 2447-nucleotide messenger RNA. RefSeq names its product Fc fragment of IgA and IgM receptor (gene FCAMR). The coding region runs from base 656 to 2149 and encodes 497 amino acids. NCBI's taxonomy places the organism in Eukaryota, Metazoa, Chordata, Mammalia, Carnivora, Herpestidae. The transcript is spliced from 7 exons. Gene Ontology annotation, cellular component: plasma membrane. Gene Ontology annotation, molecular function: transmembrane signaling receptor activity. The record is from RefSeq and is a predicted model, not a curated record.